Messenger RNA from Pedinophyceae sp. YPF-701, 1893 nucleotides. The record is from the annotation of a GenBank genome assembly. Lineage: Eukaryota; Viridiplantae; Chlorophyta; Pedinophyceae.
AUGCACACCGCGUGCCUUGUUUCGGACAGUUCCUGUGAGGCGCCAGAACGCGCGUACCACGCAAGCUCCCUCCACGGCAUGACCGCCGCGCGCAGCGUCGGCGACUCUGACGACGACAUCGAGGUCGUCACGCCCGGGCGCUACCGCCCGCUCGGCGAGCGAGGGACCAACCCUGGCGCGACACCAGAGUCCGGUCCUUUCGGCCUCCGAGCGCUACAGCUCUUCCACGAGCACCUGGACGGCAUCACGCCCGUCCCGCAGCACACGCCGCCGCGCUCCGCCGCGAACAACGCCGCGACCCAGCCCGCGCUGCCUACGCUGCCCGCUGGGCCCCCGCGCGACGCCGCCGGGCCCGCCCGGCGCAUCUUCGACUCGCCUGGGCGCGAUGGCACGACGGAGGACGCGAGCGCCGCGCAGGAGGCGCGUCGGACGCGCAAGCGGCCGCGGAAAGCCGCGGAACGGAGAGCGCAAGCCCGCGACUACGGGGAGUCGGACGACGGGGACUGCGUGAUCGUCGGGCGGCGCGACGCGGUCAUGGAUAGGGACAUCGAGAACGAGUUCAUCGCGCGCAUUCGGGCGGAUCCGAGCCUGCCUGGGCCGUCCUUUGUGCACAGGUUGCCUCCGACGCCGCGGAGGGCGCCCGCGGGCGGCAAGCGGCGCGCGCCGGCGGACGAGUGGCGGCCGGAGUCGUCGGAGGAGCGCAAGUCGUCGUCGCAGGAGUCGGAGGAGAGCUGGGGCGGGCGUGACCGUAAGAAGCGCGGUGACGCAUGGAAACGGCGGAGCAAGCGGGCGGCGGCGGGGCGGGGCGGCGAGGACGCGACGGUGCGCGGGGGCCGCGUGCGUGGGGCCGCGGCGGCGGGUUUCGCGGCGACAGCGGCGACGGGGGCAGGAGAUGGUGGCGGCGGGGCGGCGCAUGCGGUGCCUGUGCCUGUGCGGGCGGCGGCGCCGGAGGCGUCCGCGCCGCAGAGCAGGGUGGUGAGGCUGCAGGGGCUGGGCGGGAGGAAGGGGGCGCGUGCAGCCCCGGCGGUGCACGGGGCGGCUGGAGGUGGCAAGGGGCAAGUGCCGUGUUCGCCCGGGCUCGACGCAGAGAGCCGGAUGCAGAUGCGGCUGCGGGAGAAGAUCCUGACCCUGCGGUCGGGGCUCAACGACCGGCUGGGCGGCGAGCGCGCGCAGUUCCCCCGUCUGACUGACAGGGACCUGCCCGCUCAUGUGGGGCGCUUCUCCCAGGCGCUGCUGGACGCGGCGCGCGGCAUGUGCGCGGGCGCGACGUACGAGAACGACUCUGAGGACUGGUGGAGGCGCGCGUGCUCGAUCCUGCCGCAGGAGGCCCCGUCCAGCGACGACCGUCUACGGGCGAUCUGCCGCACGGUCGAGGCGUGGCUCGGCGCCGGCGCCACGGCGGCAGCGCAACAAAUUGCCUCACACGACCCCAACAGAUCCCUGCCGCAGCCCCUGCCCGUCGCCGGGCAGAACCCGAGCCAGAACCCCGCUGCGCAAGCAACGCUGCGCACCGCGACGCAGCACGGCGCCCAGCAGCGCGGAGGUGCCGCGCAGGGCAACCCUGAAGGCGCGGCAGGUCGCGCUUCGCCGCCGAGCGGCGCGACGCCUCCGCGGACUCCCCCGGCGGCACAGGUGCAGUACGUGAGCGACAGCAGCGCCGGCGACCGCGAGGACGACGACAGUAUCUGGCUCGGGGGCCCGGUGCGUCAGAGGGGACAGGAGGUAGAAAGCGGCCCGGGGGGGGUCGUCAGCGCGGGGGGGGCGACGGGCGACCCGUCGUCGAGCUCCGCGGACGUGGUGCAGGUGUUGCCGCGGGGCGACGUCGCGGCGCAGGACGGCGGCAACGACGCGGAAAGCGGCUCGGUGGUGUCAAGUCUCGACAUCGACGACUGA